Temnothorax curvispinosus is the source of this 1094-nucleotide messenger RNA. Its product is annotated as prion-like-(Q/N-rich) domain-bearing protein 25. Lineage: Eukaryota; Metazoa; Arthropoda; Insecta; Hymenoptera; Formicidae. Bases 247 to 915 code for a protein of 222 amino acids. The transcript is spliced from 6 exons. The record is from RefSeq and is a predicted model, not a curated record.
UAAAUCAGAGUAAAUCGACGCCUCUACCAUUCUCUUAGUGUCCGACGACAGGCGCAUUUUGCUCGAUAUAAUUGAAGCCUCUGAUUCACUCCGAACGGGAUAUCGCUGGAUACGCCUAGAGAUAACGUUUAUCUGACCAGAGCGUACGAAUAUACGUCCCCUAGCGGAAGGUGCGUCAUGAGCCCGCUAUCUGGCAGUCGCCUGGAUGUGCCUCACGUUUGCACCUGAGCACAGAUCUCGAUUCCAAUGACGGCUCUCGUCUGCAUCUCCUUCAUUCUCUGCUCGCUCGCCGGCUACGCUUCCUCUCAGCAGGAUUCGGAGCGCACUGCCGGGUUUGUUGGCGAGAAAUGCGAGAGGGACAUCGAUUGCAUCGAGAAUGCAUUUUGUCGGUGGCAAGAUGUCUGUCUAUGCGAUCCGUUUUACUCGCCGAGCCUCGAUAAAUCGAAAUGCAUCGCCACUGUUGGCCUGAGUUGCUUGGACAACGUACCGUGUCAAAGCAUAGCGAACGGGGAAUGCAAGCAGAACACCUGCGCCUGCAAAGAUGACUUCUUCCUGGACAGCAAUAAUUCUUCAAAUUGCAUUAGCAGACCCGCUAAAAUUGGCGACCGCUGCCAAGCGAACACCGACGUGUGCCAGGAAAGUUUCAAUUAUGCGUUAUGCAUCAACGAGAGGUGUCAGUGUAUCACGGGAUAUCAUUUCGUAAACGAGACCAGGGUCUGCGUGCAGAGUCGAAUCUUGUACUAUACUUGCUCGCACGACUACGAGUGCUUCGAAAACAAUAAGUAUGCGGACACAAUGGAGUGUAAGAAUCAACAGUGCGUGUGUAAGGAAGGAGAGCGAUGCAAAGGCUCGCUGAUGACGUCCGCCGGAAUACUCGUGGCAAUCGCACUCUUCCUACAACGAGCCGCUCGCUAGUAAAUUAAUGCAUGAGAAAUCCAAUUAUUUCGAUCGAUUUUGCAAUAAUUGAAACAAUUUUGAUGCGCAAAAUUGAGACAACUCAGCGUAAGUUGUAAUUUUCACACUUUCAAUUUUAAUAAUUUAGUUAUCUAUUUGUGUAUCAUUUUUAUAUUGUAUUUGUACUUUUAAUAAAUGAC